Molecule: messenger RNA, 1089 nt
Organism: Parasteatoda tepidariorum (common house spider)
Lineage: Eukaryota; Metazoa; Arthropoda; Arachnida; Araneae; Theridiidae
Product: proline-rich protein 5-like
Biological process (GO): TORC2 signaling
Cellular component (GO): TORC2 complex
Source: RefSeq, a predicted model, not a curated record
CCAAUUUGGAACAUGCGUUUCAAAUAAUAAAUAGUAUCUGAUUCAUGGUGUUUAAAGGGCAUCUUGACGAUGUCGAGGCGCGUGAAACAGAAGAGCACAACAAAUGGUUUGAGAUAUUUUCAGUCAUUGGCCAAUGUAGCCGUUCCGGGCACUCUGGAAGAAGUGCCCGAAGAAAUCGAGAAAAAAGCAGAGCAGAUAUUUGGAAACGAUGAUUGGAAAAGUGUUGAGAAUGCCAUUGGCGACAUAUUCAAGAAUGAUUCAUGGCUCGAAGAAAGUGGAAUCCUUUUUAAACUUCAUCAAAACAUAAAAAAUAUACUGCGAUCGAGAACUGGAACUUUCUUAAACGAUUGUUAUAAAGAGUGGUUGAUCAAAGAAUUGAAUAAAGAGGUCUUAAACCUUAAAGGACUCAAAGGUGUUGAGCUUCUGCAGAGAUUAAAAGAAAAAUGGACCACAUUUUACUCCAACACUGUACCAAUGUUGGAAGUCGUUUUCUAUCUCUUGAAACCAAAAGGAAGAAUGUCUGUACGGAGCACAACAUUAGUGACAUUCAGAGAUGUUGUUUUCUUUUCGGACAAUGUUGAAGUAUCCAUCAGAACAGAAAAAGAAUACGCUUCUUCGGAGUUACAACACAUGAUACUAGUUCUUUAUAGCGUAACAGACACUUACCCACCAUCCAAGAACAGGCUGAGGUUAGAAGCUGUGGCAGCUUCACUCUGUUCCACAUUCAUGGGUUACUAUGGAAUGUACAAGAAUGGAGAGUUGGUAAUCCCUUCCAAUGAACCUGCAGCAGCUUCUAGGAGGAGACCCAGUGAAGUGGGACCCCGACGAAUUUCUCGUCCUUUCAGUGUUCAACCACAACAGAUGGAAACACUUAAUCAACUAUUCAAGAACGCCGUUAGAAACAAACAGCACCCUAGAGGUGGAGGGCGAUUCCAGAAAAACUGGAAACUGGUUUGAAGACAAGACAUUAUCAAAAAGUCUACUGUUCACAUCAAUUCAAAAAAGUACACAGCAAAAAUGUUCUGGUUAUCAAUUUUUAGCUAUAUUUCUAUAAUUAUCGAAUUGUGAAUUAAAUGUAUUUUAAACUUC